This is a messenger RNA of Sitodiplosis mosellana (orange wheat blossom midge), 744 nucleotides long. RefSeq lists its product as uncharacterized. The transcript is spliced from 4 exons. Bases 144 to 638 code for a protein of 164 amino acids. NCBI's taxonomy places the organism in Eukaryota, Metazoa, Arthropoda, Insecta, Diptera, Cecidomyiidae. The record is from RefSeq and is a predicted model, not a curated record.
GCCGUUCAUUAGGCUCGGAGACUUUUGUGCUAACCAAUCGAUAUUCUCAUAAUUGAAGAGGCGAACAAGGAAAAUAGUUGAUUUCUCGAAAUUGAACGAAAGAAAAAUUGAAUUUGAUUUCAUUUGAAAACAAGCAGAAAAUCAUGCGAAUGCCAAAUUUGUUUCGUUUUGACUGGAAAACGGGAGGAAUAGUAAUCGGUGUGUUGAGUUUGAUAUGUUCAUUUCCGGUAUCUGCAUCUGGAGAUGUGUCAGUGUCUCUGCACUUUCUAAUCGUGUCGGGUUGUCUUCUUUACGGGAUUUAUAAGGAAAAAUCCGAAUUUUUGAUCCCAUAUUUGGUCGAGCUCGUCAUCAUUCUAAUUCAAUGUGUAAUUUCGAUUGUAAACUUCAUCUUACUAAAACCGUAUGACGAGCGCAAUUUCGAGGAUGAUGUGGUCACCGAUUUCUUUUAUGAGAACCCAAAGCAUUUUACAGCCGAAGAAAAGCGAUUUAUGUUGGGUGCGCUCGGAAUUACGUCAGUAGUAAUUAUCUUUUUCUGGGCUGUGAUAUUGGCAUUGUAUCGACGUAUGCGUUAUGUUCCGGAAUUGAGCAACGGCAUGGUCAACGUUGAAAAUGGUAUCGAGGGAAAAAUUUGUGCAUAAUCGAUAUGAUAUUGAUUUUUAAAUCAUAUUCCGCCUAACAUUGUUAUUUCUAGCUUCAAACAAUAAUUGAGCAUUUUUACACACAAACAUUUCAAAUGUGAUAAAA